This is a messenger RNA of Meira miltonrushii, 582 nucleotides long. RefSeq lists its product as uncharacterized. The record is from RefSeq and is a predicted model, not a curated record. The coding region runs from base 1 to 582 and encodes 193 amino acids. The transcript has a single exon. NCBI's taxonomy places the organism in Eukaryota, Fungi, Basidiomycota, Exobasidiomycetes, Exobasidiales, Brachybasidiaceae.
AUGGACGGUCAAGGGAACGCUUCUUCUUCCUCAAUGUCCUCUUCUUCUCUUGGCGGUCAACAUUCAAAUGGUCAAUCGACCAGUGCUACUUCGGAUUUAUCACAAACGUAUGAAUAUUUUAAUUCUUCACAGCCUUCGCUUGGUGUAGGAAGUGGUAAUACAGCCACAAAUCAAUCACAAUCCGGCGGCUACAUCGAUUCAAAUUCACAGCAAUCCAUUUACGGUCAUGAAAUAUAUGGAAUCAAUCAACAACAGAUACAACAAUUACAACAAUUAAGAAAGAUGGAUGACAUUCAUACGCAAUCCCAAUAUUCUCAAUCGAGCAUGACGUCAAAAUCAACAAUACAGAGUGCGCCUGCCGCAAUGGGAGAUACGAUGAUGCUACAACAAUUGGGUUUCACUUCUGCCCCGACUGACUCGACAAUGACGACGGGAAAUGAGAUGAUGACUCCGGAAGCACAAUGGGGUGAGUAUGAGUUUUGUGUUUUGUGUAGUGUAAGGAAAGCCCCGAAUGGGAGGGUCAUAUUCGAUAUUCAUUCGUACGAAGACGAGCAUUUAUGGGGCGAACAGAUGAUGGACUAA